AUGCCCGCCCCUUCGUCUGCCUUAGCGCACUCGUCAAGCCACCGGCGUCGAAGAGCCAAGCACACUGCCUAUUGCCUCUGGGUCCCGAUGCCUUGCGCCGAGCGAAUCGAUGUCCUCGACGUUGAGGGUGGCGUUGAGGAGCAGCCUCGAAGUUUGACGGUGGAAUGGCGCCGCUUUCGAUACAGCUGCUUCCUGGCCGUUGAAUACGAAGUCGUCAAUUUCUGCCUACUCCCAUCUUCUGCUGGGAAGCAGCGCUCGUCUGGCGACGUCGUCUUGGCGGCCCUAUCGAUGUCGCUCCUGUUUGUGUUAUCGGGCUGCGGUCUACACUGA
Messenger RNA from Pleurotus ostreatus (oyster mushroom), 330 nucleotides. RefSeq lists its product as uncharacterized. The coding region runs from base 1 to 330 and encodes 109 amino acids. Lineage: Eukaryota; Fungi; Basidiomycota; Agaricomycetes; Agaricales; Pleurotaceae. The record is from RefSeq and is a predicted model, not a curated record. The transcript is spliced from 4 exons.